AAAUACAAGAUAAGAUUUUUAUUUUUAGUUACGUAUGCAGAAAGAACGGUUUGUGUUGAAACUUUUUGCAGCAUCUUCAUCAUUUACUUUGAUGAUCCAAUAAAAUUAUUUACAAAUUCAGCUAAAUUUUAUAGCCACUCGGAAAAUAUAUAAACCAUAUAAAUUCAUCCUUAAUUCUUUGAACUUUUCAUAUUUCCCGCUAUAAAAGUUGAUUAUUAUUCUGAUCAAUUCUAAUUUCUGUUUCGAAUCACAACUUCAAAAGCCUGAAAUGACAUCUUCCGUAAUAUUUGCAUAGGCGAGGGCUUUUCUACGAUGAUACAAUAGGACGCGUCAGGCCGGGCUUCACAACUCGUUUUUUUCCGACAUUCCAUCGCACGGACGAACCGGAUUUAAAAGGACGCUUUUGAAAUUUUACCUGAGUCUUUCGUUCGCUCCAGACGUCCGACGCGAAGAAAAAUACAGGUGCACUCGAUGUAUACAUACACAUAUAUAUGUCGGAGCACAGGAAUAUUUUCCAAGAUUAUCUCUUUUGUCGGUGAACGAGUGUGAAGAAGUAACACCUGCCGCGUGGCAUACAAUCCGCGAGAUCGACAUUGAUGAUUUAUAAGGAAGAAAAAAACCAGUAUUUUUAAGCUCGAUCGAGUAUUUUUAAGCCCCUGUGAUUUUUCUCUCAAGAGAUAGUCGAGAAAGCUUUUUCAACUUUACAUUGCUAAAUUAUUAAUUUCUCAAUACAUAAUCGGAGAAAGAAAGAAACGUCUUCCUCGUCAUUGACACGCACGCAUAAUUAUAUCUUUCGACUUGCUGAUAUAAGAUACGAUCGUUCCCUCAUUGAAGUUAAUCAGUGAUUUCCGCUAAAGUUAAACGACCGGAAAGUCUCACGGGAAACUUCGCGAAAGGCCGGGAAUUUCUUUGGGAGUGUCGAGAUCAUGCGUUGAAAAAGCAUCUAGGUUUUCAUCUGUCGACGACCCUGCAGAGAAAGAGCGACAACAGCAUUUUCAUCAAGCUCCCUGAAUUCCUUCGUUAUCAACAGCUUUUUGCAAGAUAUUUUUAUAUUUGUCAUCCAUCAUUUUCUCGAUUCCGCUGUCAGGCUCCAGUGAACCCGUGGCUCUAUGGGCUACGCUCGGAUUCUCCCACGACUUCGCAGUUCGCGCUUCGCGAGCCAAUCGCGAGAUUGCGGCGUGAUUCGAGUCGGCUUCAAGUCCCGCGAGCGGCCGCCAUGAUGUUAGUACGUGAUUCCGAACGUGGCUUGUGCGGAUCGAGAUCGGGGCCCGCGUGUGCUUUGACGAGGCUCGAUCGUCGGGCCGACGACGCGAAUUCGUGCACCGACACGUGCUUAGACUCGUGACGAGUGAGAUUUAACGAGCUCCAAAUCGCGAUCGACAUCCGAGAGGAAAAUCACUGUAUGUGUCGACCGACGCCUUGGUAGAGGGGACCGAAUUUAAAAAUCGACUGUUACGGAAGGAUUGAUCAAGAGUAAUUGGAAACGAAGAAAAUAGAAGAGAAAGAGGACCCUUUUGCAAUUCGGAGCCGAGCCUCGAACGUAGAUAUUCCGUGCAUUCAAAAUACAAAAGGAAUUCUAAUAGAAACGACGGCUGCACGCGAAGAAGCGCAGGAAGCCAAAGCGGACGAAUUGUCAGGGACGCAAAGAGCGUGCCCGCCGAGACGGGCCCGACCGGCGAUCGGGCACGGCACUGGGCAUCCCGUGAAAUGCGGCCCGUCGUCGGCGGCAGCGGCGGCGGCGGCGAGAAGAACGGGGGCCCGGCGCGCGGCAGCAGCAGCGGGCAUUGCCAGCGCGGAUUGCAGCCACGGCGGUUGUCGUCGUAACGCGGCAGCGGCGACGACACCCGCGCGGUAAGUCGCUCGCUCUCUCGCGAGGUACGUGAGCCCUCUCCGGACGUGUGCUUCGGUGCCGCAACGCGGAAUGCGCGUCUCCCGCGAGGUCUGGAUGUGCGGGUGGACAAAGGGGCGGAAACUCAUCAGAGGGCGAGAGCCAGGUGGCUGGACGUCGACGACAGCGACGACGACGACCCUACGUCUUCCGCGUCGUCUGACGGGACGGUGACAACCGAGCACGCUGGUCUGAAUCUCCGAUCCGGAGCGGCGAACCACGAUCCGCGUCUCUGACGGCGGGAGACGGUGUGUUUGCUCUCUAGCUCUCUUUCUGCGAAGCAAGAGGCGAGGCACGAGCACGUGAAGGUAUGACGCAUGAAUGCUGAUUAAAAAAAAAAAAAGGGAAGAAACACCUGCAUUCCAUCGGCGAACGCGCCGCUAAUAACGCGCGAGAUCGGUCAUGAUUCUCUCUCUUUCUUUCACCUCUUGUGAUAAUUGUGAUGCACCGACGAGACCGAGGGAGAGAUAGAGAGAGGGGACACGUGUGUGAACGCGCCGCGAGAGCGGAGAAUUGACACGACAUCCCACGGCACGUUCGUGGCGAAGGGCACCCAAGCCACGGAGAGAAAGAAAGAGAGAGAACGGGGAACGCGCGAUAGAGGGGAAUCGUGUUACAUCGCGGGGAUUAGUGGUACGAGGGGGACCACGACUGGUAUGUCGAUUGUGAGCAGCGGCAACUUGCUCAAGUUGAACGCGAAGGCCACGACUGUACGACUGUUACGUCGCAGUACCACGGUGAUUGUCGUCGUCGUCGUCGCGAAAGUGAACUUGCGGAGGAAAACUACUCACUGAAUGUAUCCGAACACGUUCGACCAGCGGCGAGUAUCCCGAAGACAACGGUGCGUGGUGAGUGGUGAAAGAUUCGUCGCAGAUGCCGAUCCCUUAAAAACGGAUGUGGCCUAAACGUCGUGGCGGCAAAAGCUAGGCUCUGGUUUCUUCAUCUCCAGUUGAUCACGUUGGAUAUAUAAAGUUACCUGGAACUUGAUCGUCACACGAGACUAGCUGAGCGACGCUAACGAAGAACCCCGCGGUCCGUCGUGAAUCAAAACAAGCGCCGUGACUCUCUCCUCCAAGCGGACGAGAUUCUUUCCCGUGCCGCUGGCAGGUGCACUCGGGACGAGAAGCGCGCGAAGACGAAGCGAAGAGGAGGUGAAAGAAAAAAAAAGGACCGAGAAAGAGAGGAAGAAGUAGGAGAAAGAACACAGAAAUCGGUCGACGAGAGAGGAGUAGCGUGCUCGCGCGAGGCCCCCUACGGCGAUAAGGCGAGGCCCGGGUGUCGGUGGAGGGAACGACGCGUAUGUAUCGCGCGGGGCCGGUCGCGCGGACCGGGCCCGCCGCCGCCGCCGCCGUCACUACUACUCGUGAGAGAUCGCGCGCUGACCCAGAUUUCGGCGGGUCAAACCGGCGCGAGGAGGCCGCGGCGGACUUUCUGAAAUGGGACACGGCGCAGCCUGGAGCUAAAUUAGCCGCGAUGUCCAAUAAGAGUAAGUCCCAGCCGCAGCAGCAGCCGCAGCCGCAGCAUUAUCAGCAACAACAGCAGCAGCAGCAGCAGCAUCAUCCGUCGCACGUGAUCAAAUCAGUGGACCAGCUGCCACCACGCUAUCAGCCCCCACCGCAGCCUACCAGCGGCAUCCUGAAGAAUCAUCUUCACUACGCCAACGGAGCUGCUACGUCGGCGCCGAGUUCGGCUCAGGCCGGCAACAAUCAAGGCCCGGGCGCGGCCUUGAGCCAUCAUCAGGGCACGCAGCCGCGCACGUUGCCGCCGCCCCCGCCCCCAGCUUCACAGCACCAUCAUCAUCAACAGCAGCAACAGCAAUCGCAGCAAUCAACCCAAUCGCAGCAGCAACCGCCGCCGCCGCCACCGCAGCAGUCACCUUCCGCGAAGGAUGCGCAGGGCAAGUACUCGCCGAGGAUAGAGCAUCGUUAUCAUCUCCAGGGAACCAACCCGCUGAUCGCUGCCGCGUCCACGGCAGCGGUGUCCAAGAGCCAGCAGCAGCUGCCGCAGCCAUCAACCUACCUCCAGCAGCCCAAGCUCGGCCAGGGCCCAUACUUGCCGCCCAGCAGUCAGUACCCGACGGUAAACAACGGCCAGAACGUCCCGGUCAGGCAGAGGAUCAGCGACGACGAAUUCCUGCGACUCGGCCCCGUAGAGAUGCUCAAGUUUGUGCGAAAGACCGAGAGUGACAUCGCUAGGCUCGCCGCCGAGCAGAAUCGUCAAAUACAGAACUUGCUGAAUGAGCUGCGGUUGCUGAAGGAGGCGAACCAAAGACUGAACGACGAUAACCAGGAAUUGCGCGAUCUCUGCUGCUUUUUGGAUGACGAUCGACAAAAGGGUCGCAAGCUGGCGAGAGAGUGGCAGAGGUUCGGCCGAUACACAGUGAGCGUUAUGCGACAGGAGGUCUCGGCCUACCAAAAUAAGUUACGUCAAUUGGAUAAUAAGCAGCAGGAGUUGAUUAAAGACAAUCUGGAGCUCAAGGAGCUGUGCCUGUAUCUCGAUGAGGAACGUGGCGGUGGUCAAAGGGAUGAUGGCGACGGAUCGAGUUCAAGUACAAACGCCGAAGAGACCGCGCCGCCGAGGCCAAGACACACUUCCACAUUUAAUGACCAAACGAUGCAGUACGUGAGAAGCUUGGAGCAACGGGUGAAGCAGUUGGAGGAAGACAAGAGCGUUCUUCAGGCCCGUGCGCAAGGUUGGGAGGUAUUACCAUCGGGUGAAGUUUGGGACAGUCCCGCGAGUCCAAAUGACAAUACUCACUUGGGAAGCCGACCAGAGGCUGUGGUACGCGCUCUUCAGGUUCUUGAAGUCAGAGAACAACUGGAAAGAGAAGAAGGUCACGACGGCGAGAAGGCGUUAGUUCGAGAAAUGUGCAAUGUCGUUUGGCGGAAAUUGGAAGAAGGUCCACAAGCGAGGCAUUAACGAUCGCGACGAGAAAACGACUGUUAAUUUUUUUAGUAUUAAUCUAAAAUAAUAAGCUCUAACAUUACGUUCGUGACGUAAAGAUAGUAUUAUAGCGGAUAAUGUAACAUUAUUUUAUGUAGAUUUUUAUACAAUUGUACAAUAAUCUCGAUGAGAAAUAUAUACCGAUAGUAUAUAUUUAUGUAAAUGUAAUUUUCACAAAUUGUCUAUUAACAAAGUAUUUUUACUAUAUAA
Monomorium pharaonis (pharaoh ant) is the source of this 5041-nucleotide messenger RNA. It is a transcript of the gene Ccdc85, whose product is annotated as ataxin-2 homolog. Bases 3188 to 4807 code for a protein of 539 amino acids. The record is from RefSeq and is a predicted model, not a curated record. NCBI's taxonomy places the organism in Eukaryota, Metazoa, Arthropoda, Insecta, Hymenoptera, Formicidae. The transcript has 5 exons.